Messenger RNA from Culex quinquefasciatus (southern house mosquito), 2210 nucleotides. Its product is annotated as ATP-binding cassette sub-family G member 4. The record is from RefSeq and is a predicted model, not a curated record. The transcript is spliced from 5 exons. Gene Ontology annotation, molecular function: ATP hydrolysis activity; ATP binding; ABC-type transporter activity. The coding region runs from base 110 to 2110 and encodes 666 amino acids. Gene Ontology annotation, cellular component: plasma membrane. Lineage: Eukaryota; Metazoa; Arthropoda; Insecta; Diptera; Culicidae.
AACUUUUUGCUGAUCAAGUAUGCUGUGAUUCACUAAGAAAAACAAUUUCAUUGACAUUUUCAAACGCUAACCGAAUAAUUUUAACAACAAAGAAGUAAUAGUUCACAAAAUGUCAUCAACGACAGAUCCGCAAACCCCAGCCUCCCACCUGCCGCGCCUCCUCCCAAUCGAAAUCGCGUUCCGGAAGCUUUCGUACGGAGCCUAUGAGGGUAAACGCCACCUGCACCUGCACCGAACCCACACCAAGCUCAUCCUGCGGUCCGUCAGCGGCACGUUCUGUGCCAGCGAGCUGAGCGCCAUCAUGGGCCCGUCAGGGGCGGGCAAGAGCACCCUGAUGAACGUGCUGGCCGGUUACAAGACGUCCAACGUGGUCGGGAAGAUCUACAUCAACGGGAAGAGGCGAAGGUUGGACCGGUUUCGAAGACUGUCGUGCUACAUUCUGCAGGACGAUCGACUGCUGCCGUACUUGAGCGUGCGGGAAGCGAUGAUGUACUCGGCUAGUUUGCGGUUGGGCGCGAAGGUUCCGAUCGAGCUGAAGCGAAACAUUGUGGAGGAGAUUGUGGAUACGCUGGGCUUGCUGCACGUGGCCGAUAACUUGAGCUGUGAGCUAAGUGGGGGUCAACGGAAGCGACUGUCAAUCGCGCUGGAGCUGGUCAACAAUCCGCCGGUGAUGUUUUUGGAUGAGCCGACCAGUGGGUUGGAUAGUGCGACCUGCUCGCAGUUGAUCCACCUGUUGAAGACGUUGGCUCGCGAGGGUCGGACCAUUGUCUGUACAAUUCACCAGCCGUCGGCGAGGAUAUUCGAGAUGUUUGAUCAUUUGUUUAUGCUGGCUGAGGGGCAGUGCAUCUACCGGGGGGUUGUGGAUGGGUUGGUACCGUUCCUGUCGGGGCAGGGACUGAUGUGUCCAAGCUUUCACAACCCAGCUGAUUUUGUGAUGGAAGUGGCUUGUGGAGAGCAUGGCGAUUGGAUCGACAACCUGGUGACGGCAGUUCACGAAGGCAAGUGCGAAGAGUACGAGCAACGAGAACCACUCGGGAAUGGCAUUGCUGUGCUGCAGCUAGACAGCGACGACGACCAUCCGCAGACGGACGAGUUUGUGACCAUUGAGCUACCUUCGGUCUCAUCCGGGCACGCAGUUUCCCCGAGUGAUACGAACGGGUUUGGUGACACCAGUCUGCGAGAGCAAGCCUCGACCUCCAAGCGGCUUUCGCUGGUGGAAUCCAUGGAGAGUAUCAGUCCGGUGAGGAUGAAGCACUCCAAGGGAUUUGCCACGUCCCGGUGGAGACAGUUUUGGAUUUUGUUGAAGCGCACCGUGCGCACGUCACUGCGUGACACGGCACUGACCCAGAUGCGGGUCGUUUCGCACGUGGUCGUCGGAUUGCUGAUUGGAUGCUUCUACUACGACAUCGGGCGCGACGCUUCCAAGAUUAUAGACAACGCCGGCUGUAUAUUCUUCACGCUACUCUUCACCAUGUUCACCGCGAUGAUGCCGACCAUUCUAACCUUUCCGCUGGAGUUUGGCGUGCUGGAGAAGGAACACCUUAACUACUGGUACUCGCUGGAAUCGUUCUACCUGGCCCGUACCGCGGCGGACGUUCCGUUCCAGAUAUUCUUCACCACCGUGUACGUGGCCAUCGUGUACAGCCUGUCGUCGCAACCGAUGGAGCUGAAGCGAGCCGCGCUGUUCACCAUGAUCUGCGUGCUGAACUCGCUGGUCGCGCAAAGUUUCGGCCUGCUGGUCGGAGCCGGUCUGCGCGUCCAGACGGGCGUCUUUCUCGGCCCGGUGUCGGCCAUCCCGAUCAUUCUGUUCAGCGGGUUCUUUCUCCGCUUGGACCUCAUCCCGAAGUACCUGCGGUGGUGCUCGUACGUGAGCUACCUGCGGUACGGUUUCGAGGGCGCCAUUGUUGCCCUGUACGGCUUCGACCGGGUAGCGAUGCCGUGCUCGAGAAGCUUCAGCUGCCACUAUCCCAGCCCGAAGGAGUUUCUCAAGGAGAUGUCGAUGGACAAGGCCGAGUACUGGAUCGACGCGACCGCUCUGCUGGGGUUCUUCGUGGUGAUCCGUGUCGCGGCGUACUUUGUGCUGCGCUUCAAACUACUCUCUAAUCGAUGAUUACCAUAACUCGGAGUUCGAACAAAGAAUCCUUACCGCUGCGUUUCAAUUCCAAUCGAGAACAACAAAAGGGAGAUAUCGGCCGGUCACGUUGCAAGUA